CAGGCUGGAGAAUAAAUAUGGGUGCUGGCUUAUCUUGAAUAAAACAUUAGAGAUUGCUGCACAAAAUGUGUAUCUUUUUUUUUUUCCGUGAAUAUACAGUACGUCAUCCAGGGGUGUUGGAUACUACCAGCCAUUUUUUGACCGAUUUUAUGGCUGACAUGCCAUUAAAAUGAAAAUUGUAUUUUUCAGUGAGCUGAUUCUUUAACGUAACCACCCACAAAGUUGCUAAACCAUGGCAUACUGUAUGUGAGUAUUGCUUCUCUUUAAUUAUUUUCACAAGACAUCUCCAGGACAAUUCAUCAUAAAAUAUGACACAAUUCUGUGAUGCAACUUGUAGUCGAGAAGCAUUUCUUUUCACUCGAGAAGUAAUGCUCAGAAGCUGACCACAGAGAGCCGAGGUAACAAGCCAGGAAGUGAUGUCGUUUAUCAUAUCGAACCAUGACAGCUACCUAUGACAGGAAGCCACAGCCACAGGGAGGAAACGAGCGAACAGCUUCAGAAGAGCCGAGGGGACACGGCAUUCAAGAUGAAUCUUGAUCUUUGAAGCCAACACUCACUAUGAAGACCAGGAGCAACCAAUUUUAAUGGCACCUGCAGUGAAAACCAUGGACGGAGGUGAAAAGCCCCAUGAAUUCCUUGAGGAGGAUGGCGAAGUUUGGGCUCCAGUACAGCGAGAGCGAUCCUAUACCACUGGGUCUGAGACCUCGGGGCUGAAGAGGAGGAAACAUGGAGACAGUUUACCAGCCCAGGUCACAGAUGAAAAGGAACCCAGUAACAAGAGAGUUAAGCCUGUCGCCAAGUCUUUAUCGGCCAACAGUACUCCACAGCAAAUGAAAGUCACUCCACUGAAGAAGCUCAGCUUAUCCAUCCAGCGUUCUAUAGGUUGUUGCAAUGACAAUCGGCUUUUCAGCUUCUACCCACGUACAAGGAGCCGAGAUUCAGCAUCAGCUAAGAAAAGGAGCAGCAAGUUGUGGAGUGAGACCUAUGACAGUGCACGGGAGGAGCUGUCCACCCGGGAGAUCAAACGUCAGGAGGUGAUCUUCGAGCUGAUGCAGGGGGAGCACAUGUUGAUAGAAGACCUCAACCUGGUUAAGAAGAACUACUAUGAGCCCAUGCUAAAACUGGCGAUCAUGAGUGAGGAAGAGCUGAACCAGAUAUUUGGCAUCCUGGACUCCCUGCCCGCAUUGCACCAAGAUCUCCUAGACCGCCUGCUGAAGUUACGCCGUGAGGAUGGAACAGUAAAUCUAGUGGGGCCAGCAAUGCUAGAAUGGUUUCCUCAUCUCCAGUCCUACAAGACAUACUGCUGCAAUCAAGUGUCUGCCAAGACCCUGCUGGACCACAAGAGGAGGGGCCAGGCUGUACACAACUUCCUACAGCUGUGCCAAGAAUCGGCCUUCAGCCGUAAGCUAGAUGUGUGGAGCUUCCUUGACCUGCCCCGGAGCCGAUUGGUGAAAUACCCACUUCUGCUGAAGGAGAUAUUGAAGCACACAAUGGUGGAUCACCCAGACCAUGGACCCCUAAGUCAGGCUGUGAAUGUCAUUCAGACUAUGAUAAGCCAGAUAAACAGCAAAGCUGGGGAGGCAGAGUGUGAAUAUUAUAAGAAACGGUUGUUCUAUCUGUACGAGAAUCAAAAUGAAGAGGAUGUGUCACGUUCUCGGAUCCUGCAUUGCCAUGGAGAGCUGAAGAACAACAAAGGCCAAAGGCUUCACGUCUUCUUGUUUGAGAGCGUUUUGGUCCUAACACGCUUAACGACCCACAAUGAUCAGCCUCAGUUCCAGGUCUAUCGUCAGCCCAUCCCUCUACCAGAGUUGGUGUUGGAGGACCUCCCUGACGGUGAAGUGCGAGUUGGUGGCUCCAUCCGAGGAGCUUUCACGGCAGCCAGUGACCGGGCCAAAAACUUUUUUCGAGUGAGUUUCCGGGACCGAUCCAGAGGCCAAGCUCACACGCUACAAACCAACGACUCCUUCAACAAACAACAAUGGGUCACCUGUAUCCGGCAGGCCAUGGUGGCAAGCAGAGAGCAAAAUAGCAGCCCCCUCCAGGCACAGGAGACUUCUGGUACUCUUAUAGACAUUUCUGACCUGAGCCUCAAUUGCUAUGAGGAAAGCAAGAAGAUGGAAGAUGGGUGAAAGGUGAAAAGGCAACUGUGCUUCUCUGGUAUGGAAAUGUGGUCAGUAAAGAGACGAUUUGAUAGAUCAGACUAUUGGCAAUGACCUGCAAUUCUAAUGAAUGAAGCUGAAACCUCAAGACUGUUAAAAAAAACAAAAAAAAAAGAACUUAUAGAUUUUACCCAUUUCAAGUCUAUAUAUUUUUAUACAUGGUUUAUAAGCGUGGUUUUAAUAUUCUGAUAAAGACAAGUGAUUAUUUUCUGGUUGCUCUCUUAUACUGAAAUGUUUCUGCAGUGGGCUUUACAGAAGCUGAUCUUUCAUCUUAAAAAUCGUAUUAAAACAUGCAAUGUGUUAUAAAGCUGGCCAUUAACAUUUUUAUGUAUACCAAUAACUAAGAAGAACUGACCACUUUAUUUACUGUUGCAAAUAGUGAAUUGGUUUCAUUUUAUAAGAAAUCAAUAAAUGUGAUUGCAGAUUGCGGACUACAGCAAAAACAUUGGAGUUUGUGUGUCUGCUCACACCUAGCCUGUUCCAAGAUUCAUAUAGCAAAUGUUUCAAAGCUUAGGCUGACCAUACAUUAUUCAAUUUUCUUAUUCAAUUUCCUAUAGAUUUACCUUCAACUAUGUAGUGCAAGGGCC
This is a messenger RNA of Rana temporaria (common frog), 2746 nucleotides long. RefSeq names its product rho guanine nucleotide exchange factor 3-like. Gene Ontology annotation, biological process: positive regulation of Rho protein signal transduction. NCBI's taxonomy places the organism in Eukaryota, Metazoa, Chordata, Amphibia, Anura, Ranidae. Bases 585 to 2129 code for a protein of 514 amino acids. The record is from RefSeq and is a predicted model, not a curated record. The transcript is spliced from 12 exons. Gene Ontology annotation, molecular function: guanyl-nucleotide exchange factor activity.